Messenger RNA from Mus caroli (Ryukyu mouse), 2197 nucleotides. It is a transcript of the gene Hsf1, whose product is annotated as heat shock transcription factor 1. Gene Ontology annotation, biological process: regulation of DNA-templated transcription. The record is from RefSeq and is a predicted model, not a curated record. Lineage: Eukaryota; Metazoa; Chordata; Mammalia; Rodentia; Muridae. Gene Ontology annotation, molecular function: sequence-specific DNA binding; DNA-binding transcription factor activity.
CUGGGCCGGCGAAGUAGGCAGGGGAGAUCACGGCGCCUGCGCACAGAGGCUACAGGUCUGGCCCUAGCGAGAGCGCGCCGGUCGCAAGAUGGCUGCGGCCAUGCGAGGCCUUGCUGUGUGUGCGCAGCGGGCGGCGGAGCGGCCCGGACGGCAGGGGCAGCGACGACACUAGUUCAGCCUUCAGCCACUCUUCUAGAAGGCCACCCCAGCCUCUGCCUGCUUUCGUCCGAGAUGGAUCUGGCCGUGGGCCCCGGUGCAGCGGGGCCCAGCAACGUCCCGGCCUUCCUAACCAAGCUGUGGACCCUCGUGAGCGACCCGGACACAGAUGCGCUCAUCUGCUGGAGCCCGAGUGGGAACAGCUUCCACGUGUUUGACCAGGGCCAGUUUGCCAAGGAGGUGCUGCCCAAGUACUUCAAGCACAACAACAUGGCUAGCUUCGUGCGGCAGCUCAACAUGUAUGGCUUCCGAAAAGUAGUCCACAUUGAGCAGGGUGGCCUGGUCAAGCCUGAGAGAGAUGACACAGAGUUCCAGCAUCCUUGUUUCUUGCGUGGACAGGAACAGCUCCUUGAGAACAUCAAGAGGAAAGUGACCAGCGUGUCCACCCUGAAGAGUGAGGACAUAAAAAUACGCCAGGACAGUGUCACCCGGCUGUUGACAGAUGUGCAGCUGAUGAAGGGGAAACAGGAGUGUAUGGACUCCAAGCUCCUGGCCAUGAAGCACGAGAACGAGGCCCUGUGGCGGGAGGUGGCCAGCCUUCGGCAGAAGCAUGCCCAGCAGCAAAAAGUUGUCAACAAGCUCAUUCAGUUCCUGAUCUCACUGGUGCAGUCGAACCGGAUCCUGGGGGUGAAGAGAAAGAUCCCUCUGAUGUUGAGUGACAGCAGCUCAGCACACUCUGUGCCCAAGUAUGGUCGACAGUACUCCCUGGAGCAUGUCCAUGGUCCUGGCCCAUACUCAGCUCCAUCUCCAGCCUACAGCAGCUCUAGCCUUUACUCCUCUGAUGCUGUCACCAGCUCUGGACCCAUAAUCUCCGAUAUCACUGAGCUGGCUCCCACCAGCCCUUUGGCCUCCCCAGGCAGGAGCAUAGAUGAGAGGCCUCUGUCCAGCAGCACUCUGGUCCGUGUCAAGCAAGAGCCCCCCAGCCCACCUCACAGCCCUCGGGUACUGGAGGCGAGCCCUGGGCGCCCAUCCUCCAUGGAUACCCCUUUGUCCCCAACUGCCUUCAUUGACUCCAUCCUUCGAGAGAGCGAGCCUACCCCUGCUGCCUCAAACACAGCCCCUAUGGACACAACCGGAGCCCAAGCCCCCGCACUCCCGAACCCCUCCACCCCUGAGAAGUGCCUCAGCGUAGCCUGCCUAGACAAUUUGGCUCGCGCUCCACAGAUGUCUGGGGUCGCCCGCCUCUUCCCCUGCCCCUCUUCCUUUCUGCAUGGCCGAGUCCAGCCAGGGAACGAGCUAAGUGAUCACCUGGAUGCCAUGGACUCCAACCUGGACAACCUGCAGACCAUGCUGACAAGCCACGGCUUCAGUGUGGACACCAGCGCCCUGCUGGACCUGUUCAGCCCCUCGGUGACCAUGCCCGACAUGAGCCUGCCUGACCUGGACAGCAGCCUGGCCAGCAUUCAGGAGCUUCUGUCUCCACAAGAGCCUCCCAGGCCUAUUGAGGCAGAGAACAGUAACCCCGACUCAGGAAAGCAGCUGGUGCACUACACGGCUCAGCCUCUGUUCCUGCUGGAUCCUGAUGCUGUGGACACAGGCAGCAGUGAUCUGCCUGUGCUCUUUGAGCUGGGGGAGAGCUCCUACUUCUCUGAGGGGGAUGACUACACGGAUGAUCCCACCAUCUCUCUUCUGACGGGCACUGAACCCCAUAAAGCCAAGGACCCCACUGUCUCCUAGAGCUCUCAGGAGUUGUCAGGCUGACUUGUGCCUGGCCCCCAACCUAUCCCUAGGACAUGGCUGGUCCUAGGGAGACAAGACAGUUGGGUAGUCCAGGGGACCCUAGGUCAAGCCACCACAACCCCAGUGGAGCACAGAUGGAACUUGGUCCUGGGCAGUACCUUGGAUCAGGAGGAAGAUCCUGAGGGCUGCAUACCUGCUGCCUUUACCCCAGCCCCAGGUCUACUCUGGUCACAGCUUCACAGCCACACUUGGACUGACCCUGCAGGUUGUUCAUAAAAUUGUAUUUUGGAUUUUUACAUGA